UCAUCAACAAGACUUGCAGCCUCCAAGAAUCAUGAAAGCAUUCACUUUCCUUUUCCUUCAUUACUUUUGGUGAAUGCAAUUGCGCAUCAUAUGCCACAAACCAUUUUAAAAUUUAUCUAAUAGCCACUUUUUACUACCCUAUAAAUACUCUCCUCCACCACUAAACAACACAGUAAGAAAUUAAAACUGUUUCAAUAUGGCUUCUGUUCUCACUUUAUUCUCCUUCUAUCUCAUGCUCUUCUCAACUUCCUGCUUCACCACCAUCAAUGGAGUAUUCUCAGAACAAUCCCCCAUGGACAUAACGACAAAACGCAUGGAGAAACUGACCCACCUCCACUUCUAUUUCCAUGACACCCUUGAUGGCACAAACCCGACUGCCAUUAGAAUCGCUGGGCCAUCAAAAAGGUCAUUUGGCACUACUAUGAUGGCAGAUGACCCAUUGACAGAAGGGCCAGAGGCAAGUUCAAAGCUCGUGGGAAGAGCACAGGGCAUCUAUGCAUUGGCUUCUCAACAUGACAUUGGUUUGCUUGUGGUGAUGAAUUUCGAUUUCUUGAAAGGUAUGUAUAAUGGGAGUGCGCUUAGCAUUCUCGGGCACAAUCCGAUUCUUGAUAGGGUCAGGGAAAUGCCAAUCGUUGGAGGAAGUGGAGUUUUCCGAUAUGCUCGGGGCUACGCUUUGGCGAAGACAGUUCAGUUCAACCAAAAGACCGGAAAUGCUGUGGUUGAAUACAAUGUGUCUGUCUUGCAUUUCUGAGGGGGUUCCAAGUUCUUCAGUAAUCAACAUUGUUUGAGAGUUGUUUUUGUAUUCCAAGUCAGUCAUGCAUGCAUGUCUGUACGUAGACUCUAGCAUUGUUUCUACUAUAGGAAAGUACUGUCAUUUCCCUAGUAACAAUAGAAUAAGGCCUAUUCUCAAUUAAUAAAUAUUGUUUCUCUAUUCUAAAACGAGUGACUGGUUAGGUCCACAGAAAAUUGAGAGUAUAUUACUCAUCAAGACUGCCUUAUGUAACUACAAUGAGGUAUAUCACAUGUUAGAGAGACGAGUAUUCAU
This is a messenger RNA of Quercus lobata, 1045 nucleotides long. RefSeq names its product dirigent protein 22-like. The transcript has a single exon. The record is from RefSeq and is a predicted model, not a curated record. Bases 197 to 751 code for a protein of 184 amino acids. NCBI's taxonomy places the organism in Eukaryota, Viridiplantae, Streptophyta, Magnoliopsida, Fagales, Fagaceae.